CCCUAUCAUCCACCUCUCUCAGAAUCUCCACCUUCUUGUCCUACAACCACCAAAGCCCAACCUCAAGUCAACGCCAACCCGAACAGCACACACCCCUCCCCUUGUCCUGCCACGCCCCAGAAUCGUCCACGUCCCCCGGCGCGGAUGCGGACACUCUCUCGUUGUCUCUCUCGGUCAAUCUCUCUUUCUUCGUUCAAGACUCUUCAAGAUCUCUUUUUGCGCUGGUCACCUUGAAGCGACACGACACGCUCGACUCGCUCGUCUUCUGCAGCAGUAGCCCUUAUCGUCAUCCUCGCAUCGAUUCCCUCGGAUCCCCGGCCAUCAUCAUCUGUCACCGUACCCCGUCGCUCGUUGCAACGUCCGUCGUCUGAACUUUUUGUCCCUCCAUCGUCCGGCGAUUAUAAGCUCGAUAUAGCUCCCGAGCUUCUGUUGUAAUCAUGUCAAGCUCCUUCGAAAAGUCCGUCAAGGGCGCAACGAAGAUCAAGAAUGCUCCCCCAAAGACGAAAUACAUCGAACACAUUCUCGUAGCUACCCAUUCCGGCGAAGCUGGCGUCGGCGAGGUCUUUCGCGCUCUCACAUACCGUCUCCGCGAUUCAACAUGGACCGUCGUCUUCAAAAGUCUAAUUACUGUUCACCUGAUGAUCAGAGAGGGAUCUCCCGAUGUUACACUCGCCUUCCUUUCGACGCAUCGCAAUGUGCUAGCGAUUAGCAGCUUUACAGAUGGUACGUUCCACGCAUGCCGAACUGAAUCUGGACGUGGGGAUUGACAGAUUGGCAGCACAAAUCCAAGGACGAAACAUUCGACAUUAUGCCCACUACCUGGCUGAGCGAGCUCGCGCAUACGAGAAGACGAAGACGGAUUGGGUGCGCGCUUCUGAGUCAAGACUUGAGAAGCUUUCGGUUGAGAAGGGAUUGUUACGGGAGACGGAAAUCGUUCAACACCAACUUGAGGCUUUACUAAAAUGCGACGUGAUGGAGAAUGAGCCAGAGAAUGAAAUCACUAUAACUGUUUUCCGACUGCUUGUCUUGGAUCUCUUGGCACUAUUUCAGGUUCUCAACCAAGGACUCAUCAGCAUUCUUGGUAACUUUUUCGAAAUGUCAAAGGUGGAUGCCGAACGUGCUAUGGCCAUUUAUCGGAAAUUCACGAAGCAAACAGACUACGUCGUCCAAUAUCUGAGCGUAGCUCGUCAGCACGAACACCACACUCGAGUCGAGGUGCCGAAGCUCAAGCACGCUCCUGUCAAUCUUGGACGCCAGCUGGAGGAGUAUCUUCACGAUCCCGAUUUCGAGGUCCACCGAAGACAAUAUUUGGCCGAGCAGGACGUGAAGAAGAUUGGUGGAGGUUCAAGCUCGAAGCAAGGAGGUCUCAGCAAGAAGAAGAGCACCGAUUUCCCCGAACCAGCGUCCAACAACCCCUUUCCCAAAAUCACCUCGUCUCCGAGCGGUAAUAGGGCAGCAGAGUCAAAACCGCAAGCCAACAAGGGUCCUGAUCCCGAUCUGAUCGACUUCUUCGACUCUAUCGAACAGAACCAGACACCGAUGAGCAUGAACCCUCAGCCUCAACAACAGACUUUCCAACAGCAGCCGACAGGCAUGCCGUUUCAACAAAACGGUUUCGCCGCUCAGCCUACUGGAUUUGCCUCCAACAGUCCAUUCCAACAGCCUCAGCAAACUGGGUUCAUGCAACCGCAGCAACCUCAGAUCCAGCAACCCCAGAUCCAAUUGCAGCCCGACUUCACCGGAGCUGGUUUCGGAGGUUUCACUUCUCAACAAGCCUUUCAACCAAGCUCACUCGCACCAAUCCCUCAGGAUUCAAUGGCCAGCUUUCCCAACGCUGCCCCUCAGAUCCAACAACCCGUUCAGAAUGGAUCGCCUCAGGGGCUUCAACCGAUGCAAACAGGAAGCACCAACCCCUUCCGCCAGUCUAUGCUCAUGGCUCAACAAACGGGUCUUCCAUCAUCUGCUACAACACCUGCUCUAAACCGCCAAUCUACAAACCCAUUCGCUCGAACAUCACCACAGCAAAACACUUCUCCUUUCGCCCAAGCUUCAAACUCGCCUUUUCAAUCACCAUCUCCUCAACAGCCACAGCAACAGCCUGCUCUUCAACCUACACCAACCGGCACAAACCCCUUUGCACGCAACUCCAUGAUGCCAGCGCCAAACCAAGAACAACGUCCACAAACAGCUGGCGCUGCUCUCGCUCCUCAACCGACCGGUACAACCAACCCCUUCCGAAACGGCGCCUUUGUCAACCACAACACAGGUAUGGGAUGGCAAGCUAACCAGCAGCCUAUCGGAGGAGGCCUCGACCAACUCCCAACAGUACCUGUAUUCCCUCGUCCAGCUCAACAGACACCUUGGCAGCAAUAAGAUUAUCGAAGCAGCCGUUCCAAACAAACCCAUCAUAUCUUACAAGCUCAAAUCAAGACAUAAUUCGCAUCGCGUUUUCCACAGCGCCCUUUUGUUUCCAUUUCUUGGCUGUAACAGCCUCCCUUUCCAUAUAGUAAGCGAGGCGUUUUCGGGGGAUGAGAUUCGAAAAGAGGAUUGCAAGGCCACAGGAUGAGCACCCAGGAAGAUACAGUAUGCUUCUGAAAUUGCCCUUCAAUCCUCUCCUGGUGAUUUUCCUUUUGGAUUAGUAUAGUAGCAGUCAUACAAAAAUACAAUUAUCAUCAAUUAUUUAUCUGUAUUCACUGUGUCUGGUAUAUGUUCUCUGUAGCCAUGGUAUCGUGUCGUUUUUACCAUCUUCAAAACUCCAGUUCCGUUAUAUCCCUCAGUGUUUUCCCAAACUCCCAAACUCCAUAGCUAUGCCCGUUUAAACAACGAAAUCAUCUACUAGAACGGAUCAUCGACGUCCAUUCUACCCCCUGUAUCUCCCGUCACAGCCGCUUCUUUCGCGCCCGCCGUAGCAACACUCUUCUCAACCUUCUCCUCAUCCACAAACACACCCAGCCCUGAAAAAGCCUCGAACAAAGCUCGAGUGAGAUACUCAUCAGGACUGUACCCUCCAGCCUUGAACUCGGGCUUCGUCCUUGUGAUCUCGACCCACUCGUUGCUAUACGUCGCCAGUUUCUCCGGCGCAAGGUCCACGCGCUCUGGCAUGACGCGCACGCCGCCGUACGGAUCGUAGGGCUUGUUCUCCACAACGACGGCCUUCUUCUCGCGCAGUCCUCUGAUAGAGAGACCGCUGCUUCCUGCUGCGCCGAGUGCUGCGUCGCGCUUGUUGUGUCCUCGUUUCUUGAGCAUGAUCUUGUCCAUCGCUUCUGUGGCGCGACCCAUCUCGGCGCUUUGAAGAGAGUCGAGCAUUUCUUCACGGAAGCGCUUGGCGUUGGCUUUUUCUUCGAGUUCUUCCUGUCGUUCAAGUAAUCGUCGCUGUCGGGCUUCUUCUUCCUCUGCUGCGAUGCGGCGCUGGCGAGCAUCGUCUGUUUCGCGCGCAAGACGUCUGUUGCGCUCAAUGUCCUGCUUGUGUUUCGCCUCCCACUCGCCAAGUUGCGCCUCAGCCUUCCUCCUCUGUUCGUCGGUGCCAUAAACGAGGUCACACGUCAAACACUCCACCAUCUCCAGGUACUCAUUAUAAUCAUUCAGCGUCUCAAAGUCCUCCUCAACCUUGUUAAACACCGCCGCCACUCGUCUCCGAAUAUCGACUUCACGCUCCACGGCAAGAUCCGCGAAGAAAGCGGUCUUGAAACCGCGAAGACGAAGGGUCUUGUGGCAGCCGGCGUAGGGACAUUGGUUGGGACCGUCUUUAAAGAUUCGCUCGACGCAGGUCUUGCACAUGCGGUGGUAGCACUCUGGAUUAAUGCGGAAUUCCAUGUCCCGGUUGAAGUAGCGUGUUGUCUUGCAUACGGGACAUGUCUCGUCUUGGUCUGGCGGUGGAGGCGCGUUGAGAUCUGUGGCGUGGCGUAUUGAGACGCCUGCGCGAGACAUUUUGGCUGGCGAGAGCACUGAAUGUGGGGUUGAGUGGAGGGUGAGGUUGUUGAGAGAAGGAGACGAAAUGAAUCGCUUUGUUAUGGCGAAGAAGUGAUUAAUAAGU
Molecule: messenger RNA, 4033 nt
Organism: Fusarium odoratissimum NRRL 54006
Lineage: Eukaryota; Fungi; Ascomycota; Sordariomycetes; Hypocreales; Nectriaceae
Exons: 4
Coding region: 721-2373 (550 amino acids)
Biological process (GO): vesicle budding from membrane; clathrin-dependent endocytosis; clathrin coat assembly
Cellular component (GO): clathrin-coated vesicle; clathrin-coated pit
Molecular function (GO): 1-phosphatidylinositol binding; clathrin heavy chain binding; phosphatidylinositol-4,5-bisphosphate binding
Source: RefSeq, a predicted model, not a curated record